Cucumis sativus (cucumber) is the source of this 1910-nucleotide messenger RNA. RefSeq names its product laccase-7. Gene Ontology annotation, biological process: lignin catabolic process. The record is from RefSeq and is a predicted model, not a curated record. Gene Ontology annotation, cellular component: apoplast. The transcript has 5 exons. NCBI's taxonomy places the organism in Eukaryota, Viridiplantae, Streptophyta, Magnoliopsida, Cucurbitales, Cucurbitaceae. Gene Ontology annotation, molecular function: hydroquinone:oxygen oxidoreductase activity; copper ion binding. Bases 9 to 1757 code for a protein of 582 amino acids.
UUAUAUUAAUGGCUUCUUGUAAUUUGCUUCUUCUUCUUCUUCUGUUUCUGGCCUCUUCUUCUUCUUCUUCUUCUUCUUCUUCUUCUUCUUCUUCAACGGUUUCUGCUGCCAUUGUUGAACAUUCUUUCUCUGUGGAAGAUAUGAGUGUUCGACGACUUUGUCGUGAUCAAGUGAUAACAACAGUCAACAGUGAAUAUCCCGGUCCAACCAUUCAUGUUCAAGACGAGGAUGUUCUGAUUGUCCAUGUUACCAACAACUCCCCUUACGAUUUAACCAUUCAUUGGCAUGGAGUAUUCCAGUUGCUAAGCGGGUGGGCAGAUGGGCCAGAAAAUAUAACUCAAUGUCCGAUACGACCAGGCAAAAAGUACACAUAUAGAUUCAAAAUCAAAGGACAAGAAGGAACUCUGUGGUGGCAUGCUCACUCGUCUUGGCUACGUGCCACCGUCCACGGCGCCCUUCUCAUCCGACCCAAGUUUGAUCUCCCACUACCGUACCCAACCCCGUACAAGAAAGUUCCAAUAUUGUUGGGAGAGUGGUGGAAUGCCAACGUUGUCCAAGUUGAAGAGGAAGGCCUCGCCACUGGUCGCGGUCCUAAUGCCUCUGAUGCCUACACCAUUAAUGGACUCCCGGGAAAUCUCUACCCUUGCUCCCAAAAUCAAACAUAUGAAUUAAAAAUGGUACGUGGACAAACAUAUUUGCUUCAAGUAAUCAACGUUGCACUCAACAACCAACUCUUCUUCAAGUUGGCCAAUCACAAAUUCACCGUCGUCGCCGUCGACGCCACCUACACCGACCCUUACAUCACCGACGUCAUCGUCCUAGCUCCGGGCCAAACCACGGACGUCCUCGUCAAAGCCAACCAACCCAUCGGCUCAUACUACAUGGCAGCAAGCCCCUACGCCCAUACACAACCCCAAAUAGGCUUUCCAAACACCAUCACUCGCGCAGUCGUAACCUACGACGGCGCAUCACACUCCACCACUCCGAUAAUGCCAACCCUCCCAGGUUUCAACGACACCCCAACUGCACACAAAUUCUACACCAACAUAACUGGUCUCGUUGGGGCUCGCCACUGGGUCCCAGUUCCUCGCCACGUGGAUAAUCACAUGUUUGUGACGUUUGGUUUGAACUUGGCCUCAUGCGGGGCAGUUAAUGGAAGCACGUGUGGCGGGCCGAACGGGCAGAGACUAUCAGCAAGUAUGAAUAACGUGUCUUUUGUGAUACCAAACGACGCCGGAUUGUCGAUGUUGGAGGCGUAUUUUCAUAAGGUGGAGGGAGUUUAUAGUAGAGAUUUUCCGGAUGAGCCGGCGGUGAAAUUUGAUUAUACGAAUUCGAGUUUAGGAUUGGAUAGUUCUUUGAUAUUUGCUCCGAAGGGGACGAAGGUGAAGAAAUUGAAGUUUAAUUCGACGGUGGAGAUUGUUCUUCAGAACACUGCUUUUAUUGCGAAGGAGAAUCAUCCAUUGCAUCUCCAUGGAUUUAACUUCCAUGUUUUGGCUCAAGGAUUUGGGAAUUACGACCCGAUUCGUGACCCCUAUAUGUUCAAUUUUGUUAACCCACAAAUUCGGAACACUAUCGCCGUCCCCAUCGGCGGCUGGGCUGUCAUCCGAUUCCAAGCCAACAAUCCAGGUGUAUGGUUGAUGCACUGCCAUCUGGACGUUCACUUACCGUGGGGAUUAGCCAUGGGUUUUGAGGUCGAAAAUGGACCAACUCCGUCGACGAGGCUGCCUCCACCGCCGUUCGAUCUUCCCAAAUGCUAGGAAUAUCGUUCAUAAAGUUCCUCCAAAUUUGAAGAGAAUCAAGAAUUGUUUCUUAUAGUUGAUGUUUUACCGUUUGGAGAUGAAUCCCACAAGUAUAAAAUAAUUGUUUUAUUGUCAAAUUAAGUUUAUAGUUUAUAAUUUUCUUUUUUAUUA